Molecule: messenger RNA, 856 nt
Organism: Mytilinidion resinicola
Lineage: Eukaryota; Fungi; Ascomycota; Dothideomycetes; Mytilinidiales; Mytilinidiaceae
Exons: 3
Source: RefSeq, a predicted model, not a curated record
CGUAACACUUACGAUCAUCAGCACCAGACUUCCUCAACAUGACCUCACUUCUAUCAACGGACGAGAUCGUGACGGCAAUAUCGUCAUUCUACGACUUCCUCAUCAGCUUUUAUCUUCCCGAGAGCUCCUUAAAGACCCCGCCACCAGGAGGGUGGCCCGACGUAUCCGACGGGUUCUUUAAUCCCCCAAAGUCGAAAGCGGUUAUGGAGUUGUUGCGGGCGCUCCCAUACAUAGACUCAAGACAACCCCACGGUGAACCCUUUCAGAUUUAUGGGGGAGCUGUAUGCGUCGACUACGCCGGCUACGAUUUCGAAGGUCCAGGCCCUUUCGAAGCAGAGGAUUGCCAUCUAGCCGAAUUUGCAGAGUCCAUGGGGCUGGACAUUUCGGAACACACCUUCGUUCUCGCUGCUGCCUCGGGGGAGAACGGCUGCUGGUGGAUCUUAGAUGUUCAAUUGGGAAUCAUACAGAUGGCCCAAUUCGAGGAUGGCGAAUUCGAUGAAAUGCCCAUUGCCGAGUUCUUUGAGAAGAUAAAGGAGAAAUUCAGAUUGCUUGAGGCGUACCCAACUGACGCUGAGACCGUGGAAAUGGCGAAGGGGAUUGAGGAGGUUGACAAUGAGGAGUACAGGAAAGUGUUUCACGCUUAUGGGUGGCCUGGGGAGGGCUACCAAAAAGCUGAGUGUAUGCGAGAGAUUAAAAAGACGUUCAAUAGUAUGAUGGGCUAUUCUGACGCCGAGGAAGAAGAUGGCGAGGGAAAAGACGAAGACGAAGAGUGAUGUACUUAGGAUUUGAUAGAAGGGAAUUCUUGGUAGCCCAAAUGAAUUAACGGUAGACUUUUCACCUCUAUCUUACUAUACGG